Funneliformis mosseae is the source of this 3963-nucleotide messenger RNA. Lineage: Eukaryota; Fungi; Glomeromycota; Glomeromycetes; Glomerales; Glomeraceae. The record is from the annotation of a GenBank genome assembly.
AUGUCAUCCCAGAACGUUUCUAAUGGUGGAGGUGCAACGUUAACGACAAUACAUCAAAGAUGUGGUGAUUUUAUAAUUGAAAUCGAACCUUAUUAUCAUUAUCAUCCUUCUGCUUCCAUUACUAAUAAUGUUAAUUCUAAUUCAACUUCUGCCGCUUUAAUGAAUUCUAUAUCAACUCCACGUCAAUCAACGACGUCUAAUUCGUCCUUUUCUACCUAUUAUCAUUCCUCCCCAAAUUCUACGUCAAAUUCUCCUCCCUCUUACUCUCAUUCUUACCCACUUACAUCAAUAACCGAAGGUCAAUCCUUAUCAUUAAUUACGACAAAGAAGAUCAAAGAUUUGGAGGAUCAUAUAUCGUAUCAAUCAGAAAACUUGCGUUCGAUGAUUUGGGAAAGGGAUAAUUUAAAACAUUUAAACUUUACUUUGGAAAGUCAAUUACAACAGCUCAUAUCAAAUUUAUCAAGGCAAUCUACGCAAAUCGAUUCUCUUGUAAAGGAAAAACAAGUAUUGCAAAAUAAUUUAAAAGAUCGAAAACAAUUACAAUUGCUACUUACAAGUACCGAAAAAGAAAAUGAUGAUUUGCACGGUAAAUGUCAUACGUUAGAAAUGCGUUCUUCUGAAUUACAAGAAAUGAUUUCCAAUUUACAAUUUCAAUUGAACAAUUCUCAGAAUCAUAAUCAAGAAAUACAAAGGACGCUCGUAGACAAUCAUCAACAAUGUGAGGAUUUAAGACAAAAGUUAUCCGAUAUUCAGAAAGAAAGGAAUGAUUUGCGGGAUGAAGGUUUACGUUUACGUAAUCAGAAUGAUAAUUUGGCCGCUGGUAUGAGUAAAUUACAAGAUGAAUUAAAUUAUCUUAUUAAAACAAGAGAUGACCCAUUAAAAGAAAAUUUAGAUGUCAAGAGCAACUAUCAUUUAUUGGAAAAUCCAUCACAGAGAAAUUCACAGGAAACGAUUGAUUUUUCACAGGAAAGUUGGUUUAAUAAAGAUGAUUCCCAACGACGAAUUCAAUCCAAUGGACAAUUUGGCAUUAGUACUACAAGCGAACAAAGUUUAUUGAGUGAAUUUACUGCAAGCAGUGGCGAAGAAAUUGAUGACGGUGAGAAUAAUGAAAGCGAAUGGGAUAGAAAAAGCGUAAAUAAUACUAAAGAUCAUGAUCGAAAAAUAGUUCAAAGUCGAGAAAUUUCACAAAAUACAAGGGAGGAAAUGCUUGAAAAAGAACAACAAUUGAAACAAUUACAUGUGGAAUUAAAUACUUUAAGGGAGGAUAGGGAUGAAUUAAAAUGUAACUUUGAUAAAGUCUCCGACGAUCACAAUACAUUAUUAAAAAGGUUUGAGAAUUUACAAGCAGAAUUAAACAACGUAACAAUGAGCAGGGAUGAGGAAUUACAGUGUGUGACUAAGAAUAGAAAUGUGUUGCAAGAGGAAUUAACGAGUGUAACUAAGAAACAUGAUGUAUUACAAGGAGAAUUACAAAGUAUAACAAAUGACAGGGAUAGCUUGCAAGAAAAAUUAACAAUCAUGACAAAGACUUUGGAUGAAUUAAAAUGCAAUUAUAAUUUAGAGAAGAAAAUACUUGAAGAAAAUAUUGAGAAGUUGCAAGAAGAACUAAAUGAUGUAAUUUCUCGUCGUGAUGAAUUGUCUUUGGAUGUAUCUUCGGAAAGGAGCUUGUUAGAAACAAAGAUUCAUCAAUUACAGGUUGAUCUAGAUUCUUCACGACAAGAUUUAGAAGGUUCACGAAAAGAAUUGAAAUUAUCACAGGAAUUGUUUAAAUCUUUAGAACAAGAGCAUAAUUUUACACGCAAAGAGUUAGAUCAUUCACAACAAGAAUUGAAAACUUCAAGACAAGAAUUUGAUACUAAAUGUCAAGAUUUAGAAUCUUCCCAGCAAGGAUUAGCUACCACGCGCCAAGAAUUAGAUUUUAUACGAAAAGAAUUGGAUUUAUCACGAAAUGAACUUGUUUCCACCAAACAAGAAUUAAAUUCUUUACAGGAGGUAUUCAUUUCUAUUCAACAAGAAUUAAAUUCCACGAAAAAUGACCUUAAUUCUUUACAAAACAUACGAGAAAAGUAUACCAUAUUAAAAUCACAAUAUACAGAAAUAAUAGAACAAAAUCACGAUUUAACGAUAGAAUCAGAAAAGUUACAAACGACUUCCAAUGAAUACAAACAACAAAACGAACAAUAUCUUACUCAAAUAGAUAAACUACUAAAAGAAGAAGAAAAUAUAAUUAGAAGUAAAAAUGUGACGGAAGUAGAAAAUGAUUUAUUAAAAUCACAACUAGAAAACUUACAAGCAUCAUUAAGCAAAUUGAGCGACAUAGAAAAAGAAUCUAGAAUAAUUAGACAAGAAAGAGAUGAGUUAAUUUUAGAAAACUCAAAGAUACAAAGUGAAUCAGGAAAAUUAAAAGAUAGAAUCGAUACACUUGCAAAUGAAAAUGAAGAAAUUUUGGAUCUGCUACAAAAAGUUAAACAAGAACAAGAUGAUGAUCUAAAGAAGGAGCGAAGAGAAAUGAUAAAUAAGAUCGAAUUAUUAACACAAGAUUUAAGCACCGUAAAAGAACAACGGGAAGAAUUAAAAGCUCAAAACGCUCGUAUUAGUUUAUCGAUGACGAAAGUCAGUGAAGAAAGCGAACGUGGACUUGGUGAGCGUGAAGGUUUGAAACAUCAAUUAACCAAUCUUAAAGAUCAAUAUAAUUUGUUAUUGGAAGAAAAUGAGAUGAUGAAAAAAGAACGUAUUCAAGCCGAGAAAUUACAAGAGGAAUUGAGUGCGGCUAAGCGACAAUUAAAGAAUAAGACUGCACGUCCAUGUAUGUCGCAAUCUCCUCCACCUCCACAACGAAAAUCCGUUAGACGAGCUUCAAACGCUAUUCAGAAUCAAGUACCCGGGCAACAUCAACCUGAUCAAGUAAGUAACCGUGGAUCCCAAGAUUCCAUACAAAAUAAGCAGGAAUCUGCUAGUAUAGUACAGGCAACAUUAGUUAGAGUAGAUCAACAUCGUCCACAACAACCACAUCAAACUGUUCGUAGUGGAUCAUCACAAUCUCAACAAAUAUCGCACAUUUCACCAUCAUUAAAACGUUCAAUUUCUUCAAAACAGCGACAUUCAACUUUUCCCGAAGAAACAAUUAUAUCAAUGAAUACCAACGGAAGAAUCACUCAACUUCCCGUGAUUAACAAAACUUCAAAGAGAAUAUCGUCUAUAUAUUCAUCUAAUGAAGAAUCAAAUGAAGAUUCAGGUGUUUAUCUUCCGAGAAUUAUUUCUCCUGCACCCACUAAAGCAAUACCUUAUUUGAUUACUUCUAAUAAGGGCAUGAAUAACAGAGAUCAGCAUAUUAGUGAAGAGCCAAGUCAAAUUGUUGAUGAUUCGCGUCGUAAUUCAUUAAGUGGAGAAUCCACUUAUAAUGAUAAUACAUCUAGUAGAAGAAGUUCGUUGUAUAAUCCACCACCGUCACCAUCAUUUAUACCAAAGUUAGUUGAUGUUAACAAACGAUCUUCAACUUACGACGCCUCAAAACCAUUACCAUCUGUUCCUUCUGUUACUAUUGUUCCUAAAAAAGUCAAUGACAAACGAAGUAAAUCAGAUGAUACGGCUUCAGGUGCAUCAACUAUUAAAAACAGACGUAGUUUAAUUUUAUCAAAAUCUAUGUCAAUAACUGGUAAUUCAGCUAAAAGAAUAAGCGGAAUGAUAAGUAGAGAAAAAGAUAAAAAAGAUAAUGAAAGCAUUUCAAGCAAAGAAGCGCCUCUUUGUGAAUUUUGUAAUCAACAACCUUGUAAGAAGAAGGCUAUUAAGGGCUAUCGUAAAUAUUGUAGCAAUAAUUGUAAAGAAUCAGCUGUCGCUGCUAAUCGGGUUACGAAUGAUAAUGCAAGUGAAAUAUCAAAACAUGAUGGUAAUCCGAAAUCACGCAAAUCCUACAGUAGUUCGAUUUAUAACGCUUCAACAGAAUCUCUUCCUAAGCGGCGUUAA